AUGACAGAAUCUACCGAUAUUCCAGGGCAAUCCAGCACUGAAUACGACGCGAUACUGGAAAAAAUCGCGCACACUGACAUCGUAGAUUCAGACUGGCCUACGCUAUGUGCUGCAAUCAAAGAGAAAUUGGAAAAGAAUAUCUCACUGUUUUUGGCAACAACCCAGAAACCUCCUUUGCCCGCCCCUUACAGCCCGAUUACCACUGCGCUCGGAGGUCUCAAGCUGCCUCCAUUCCUACCUCGUCCAGUAGGCCAGGCACAAUUUAACGAUACUCCCGUUAGCUAUAUGACUGAAGAAGAGGCAAAUGAAAUGAAGGAAAACAUCUUUGCCCAACUGGAUCAAUUCGAAAGUAAUCCGCCAUUCACAAUACAACGCCUUUGUGAGUUAUGCUUGGAACCAAAAAGACAUUACAAGUCUGUUGGCAAAUAUCUGCGGGCCGUCGAGAAGUCGAUCUUAGUGACUUCGACAUGGGACAGCUUCCCACCUCUCACCGAAGGUGAAUUGAACUCUGCAGGUCGCAGUGCAAUUAUGCUUGGGUCGACAAUGCAGUCUGCUCCAAGCACACCACUAUUUUCUCCCAUUCCUUUCCUGCAUGAUGAUGCACGAAGAUCUAAGUCUCGUAGCCCACCUCCAACCCCAUUCACCUUAGACGCCACGAUGCCUAGCGCAAAUGAUUUGGGAGAAGUACAAGCACUAGGACUGGUUGAUGAACUAGACGAUCCCAAUCCUGGACAUAUGAGCGAUCAUCCUACAGCACUGUCAUCCGUCACUUCUCUAGGGGAUACUUCACGACCAUUUCUAGCAAGUUUAGAUCAACGUUUCGUGAAAUCAGAAGAGGAUAUGGACACAAGUGUCGGAACUGCUGGUUCUGCACCCGAUAAUAUGGAUUUAGAUGAAGACAAAGAGAAUACCAAAGCAGAAUGA
Molecule: messenger RNA, 924 nt
Organism: Psilocybe cubensis
Lineage: Eukaryota; Fungi; Basidiomycota; Agaricomycetes; Agaricales; Agrocybaceae
Exons: 5
Coding region: 1-924 (307 amino acids)
Biological process (GO): protein dephosphorylation
Cellular component (GO): protein phosphatase 4 complex; cytoplasm; nucleus
Molecular function (GO): protein phosphatase regulator activity
Source: RefSeq, a predicted model, not a curated record